AUGACCCAAACACUCGGCAUAGUCCUUGACCCGGACGCGAUGGCGCGCGAGCUCUCCAAAACUGAGCGUGAGACUGACGCAGAAUUCGAAAAGCUUCUCGAAGAGGAAAGACAGGCCAUUGCCGACCAUCAGCUCGCUUUGACUUUGGCCGGCUUGAGUACCGAAGACCCAGAAUUCGUACUCAGCUCGACCUACGCUACGAACCUGUCCAACGAUCGCUCCCUCGGUACCAAUGAGCAGUGGGCUCGUGCAAAGGAGCUCUAUGCCGAAAUCCACGCAUACGAGAUGGGUUCGCAAACUUCAACGGAGCCCGAUGAGACAAGCGAUACCGAAGAAGAAGGGACUGACUACGACUCGGAACCUACCCUGGAAGAGCCCCUCACUCUGUGCGGGAUGUGUCUCGAUAAUAUACCGACCACAGACACCCUGACACUCGAAUGCAAGCCUGGCCCUCGAAGACGUCUCGAUCUUUCCUCCUAA
Alternaria metachromatica is the source of this 480-nucleotide messenger RNA. RefSeq lists its product as uncharacterized. The coding region runs from base 1 to 480 and encodes 159 amino acids. The record is from RefSeq and is a predicted model, not a curated record. The transcript is spliced from 2 exons. NCBI's taxonomy places the organism in Eukaryota, Fungi, Ascomycota, Dothideomycetes, Pleosporales, Pleosporaceae.